This is a messenger RNA of Thrips palmi, 1283 nucleotides long. RefSeq lists its product as uncharacterized. Lineage: Eukaryota; Metazoa; Arthropoda; Insecta; Thysanoptera; Thripidae. The coding region runs from base 173 to 1057 and encodes 294 amino acids. Gene Ontology annotation, molecular function: zinc ion binding. The transcript has 5 exons. Gene Ontology annotation, cellular component: nucleus. The record is from RefSeq and is a predicted model, not a curated record.
GUGUCUGGCCCGGGAAGUUUCGGGCGCCCAAUCUCUGCCGGAUACGACAUUACUAGCGCUUCUAGUGGGUGGCUUGAGAAUCAGAAACAAUUGGUUUGUUUUGAAACACGAGAGGUGACGAGACGACAAGUACUUUGCAGGCUUUGCAGGUCAAGUCGUGAAUUAAAACAACAUGACACUGGCUGAGAGGUGUCGUCUGUGCGCGCUGCCGGUGGCGCAGUUCGUGCCAGUGUUUGGGGAGCACGGCCGGCGCAUCAAUCUGGAGCACAAGUUGCGGAUUUGCUCCCCAGUGCAGGUGAAACCGGACGACAGUCUGCCAACACAAAUAUGCUUGUGUUGUCUUUCACAACUAGAUCAGACGUAUGAAUUCUAUCAGAAAGUCAAGGGGGCGCAACUUCUGUUAAAAGCUGGGACUGAGGAUAAAUCACGAAAGAGACAACUGUCAGAAACCGAAGAGGAUGAUAGCAGUAAAAGAUUUCAAUUUCAAUUCGGAACAACCUUAGUGUCAAAUCUCACUAAACCGGUUGACACUCUUGAGAAGAAGCAUUCCGGCCCUUCCCCAUCAGAGGUCAGGAAGCCUCAACCUCCAUCAACUACCUAUGUCAAUGUGACCAGUUCAGGAGCAUCUCUACACAAAGCAUCUCCAGCAAAAGAUUUUCCCGCAAAAGGCCCUUUACUUACUGUACCUACCAUUAUCUCAGCCAAAGCCACAGAACCCUCAGCCACACAAACCUCAGCCACACAACCUUCAGCCACAAUACCUGCGGCAACAGAACAGAGCAAGCCCUUCACCAAACCCAACCCCAAGCUCAACCUAAAGACUGAGCCAAAAUCUCCAAACAAAAGCUGUGAUGAUAUUUUCAAGUCCUGCAAAUACUGUGAUAGAAAAUUCCUUCUGGCUGACUAUUGGUCACAUGAAGCGCUCCAUAAAGGACGUAUUGCCUUCAUAUGUGACCAAUGCAACAAGAGCUUCUUCUCAGAGCAGGCAUACCAACGCCACGUUGCAAGACACCUGACAAGGAACAAGGAAAGAGUGACAACUGACAAAGUGCAGUAAUUUGAAUUUGAUACAGUAUUAAUUAAUUUUCUUAUAUGUGAUCAGUGACUCCUAUUAUUUAUUCAUUUAUUUUGUAGCCUUUUCAUUGUGUGUAUUAUGUUACAACAGGAUUGUUUCAGGAAAAAUCAAGACUCAGUUAAAUAAAUCAUGAUUUAUGUGAAAAAAAUGACAAAAUGUACAGUUUAAAAUCAACAUUGUUAAUUUAAUAAAGUCAUGUUUAACAUAA